Dendronephthya gigantea is the source of this 2532-nucleotide messenger RNA. RefSeq names its product kelch-like protein 17. Bases 6 to 1748 code for a protein of 580 amino acids. The transcript is spliced from 4 exons. NCBI's taxonomy places the organism in Eukaryota, Metazoa, Cnidaria, Anthozoa, Malacalcyonacea, Nephtheidae. Gene Ontology annotation, molecular function: protein binding. The record is from RefSeq and is a predicted model, not a curated record.
UUUAAAUGUCAAAGAUGGAAGAGCAACUUUGUCUGGAAGAGAAUCACUCUCUAUCUAUUUUAAACGCUUUAAAUGACUUCAGAGAGGACAAAUUCUUAUGUGAUCUUGUGCUGCUGGUGCAGAAAAAGGAAAUGUAUUGUCAUAGAAACGUCUUGGCAGCUGGUAGUCCAUAUUUUCGUGGCAUGUUUUCAACCAAGAUGAAAGAAAAUAUGGAAAGCAAGCCAGUUAUAUUAAACGAUUUGACUGUAGAAAUAAUGGAACAAAUUUUAGCUUUUUUGUACACUGGGCAAGUUCUGAUAACGGCUGAGAAUGUUAAAGACAUUGUUGCUGCUGCAAACUACUUUCUAAUGGAUAAUUUGAAAGAAACUUGUUGCCAAUAUUUAAAGAAGAACUUAAAACCUUCAAAUUGUUUGGGAAUAGAAGCUAUUGCAGAGCAAUUUGGUUGCGAUGAACUAAAACAAUCAACACACCAGUAUAUAUUAGAUAACUUUGUUGAAGUUUCUCAUUGCAAAGAAUUUGUGUCACUUUGUUGUGAGCGACUCCUUGAACUUCUAUCGAAUGAUGAAACAAAUGUUGAAAAGGAAGAGCAGAUUUAUGAAGCGCUCAUGACUUGGGCUAAAACUGACAAGGACCAACUUGAACGGGUCAAAGAGUUAGAAAAUCUCUUGUGUAUGGUGCGGUUUCCAUUGAUGUCACCAUAUUACAUUGCUGACCAUGUUGAGAAGGAUGAAAUUGUCACUUCCACAUCAUGUUGUAGCUCAUUGUUGCUAGAGGCCAAGAAUUAUCAUCUUUUGCCUGAUAGGCGCCACCUACUAGAUAACUACCGAACUCGACUUAGGAAAUCGAUGGGUUUGGUAAAUGUUAUUAUUGGCGCAGGCGGUAUUGAGAAAGGUCAAGUCAAGCAUACUACAUUCUGUUUUCUUCCACAGCGAAAUACGUGGUUCUAUCUUACACCAAUGUCUACUGCUAGGUGUCGUCAUGGCCUUGCAGUUAUGGGAGAGUUUGUAUAUGCUGUGGGUGGGCAAUCACGAGAAGGUUCUGCUCAAAGUUCAUUGAACAAUGUUGAACGUUAUGAUCCAAGAACAAACACUUGGGCACCAGUUGCCCCUAUGAUGAAGAAAAGAAGUUUGUUGAAUGUUGCUGUCCUAGAUGGAACAAUGUAUGCUGUUGGUGGUUGUGAUGAAAAUAACGUACGUCAGAAUACAGUUGAGAAAUAUUGUCCAGGUACCGACACCUGGACUAUGAUCUGCCCGAUGGCGUCAACUCGUAGUAGCGCAUGCGUAGUGGGGUGUUUUGGCCUUUAUGUGAUUGGUGGCGUUAAUUUCUAUGGCAUGUCGCUGAAUUCAGUUGAGAAGUAUGAUCCAAGUACAGAUACCUGGUGCGAGGUGUCAUCAUUAACCAACAAACGUGCCAGUGCAUGUGGGGCAUUUUGCAAUGGAAAGAUUUAUGUUAUUGGUGGCUGGGAUGGUACAAGUCAUUUGAACUCAGGGGAAGUAUAUUCACCCGAACUUGAUGAAUGGGAUCAUAUUCCUCAUGCCAAUACUGCGCGAUGGGAUGCCGGGAUCGCUGUGGAUGAUAAUAAAGUUUAUAUUGUUGGUGGGUGUGACCGCAAUGCAUUGUGUACAUCGGAAACUGAAUGUUUCGAUUCCGAAAAGAACGAAUGGUCAAUUGUGGCAUCGCUGCCUUUCGCUAUUCAUGGUUUAAAAUGCAGCAGCAUACCCGUCGCAAACAAGUUUUUCACAAAGUAAUUUGACCCCUACAAUCAGUAGGUUCUGCAGUUGUUGUGUGAAUACAGCUAAUGAAUUCGUUUUUGCCAAAGCUGGGCUUUCGUUCAUAUCGCCAGCUUGGUCCAAAGUUUAGGUUGAAACUGACCUCGCAAAAAGGGGAGCAGCGAGGGAGACUAGCCGGUUUCUAACAAACAAAAUUUUUGUGCGAAUGUGACUGAACAACGUCAAAGUCGUUAUAUAUAUUGUAGCACCGAUCUACUCUCUUGCUUAUUAAAUUUUUGUGUUGUAAAAAGGUUUAAUGCUGACGAUAUCUCAUAAAGACUUUAAGAUCUGUAUCUAAAAACAUAUAUCAAAACGAAAGAACUCCGAUAUCUAUAUCAUCGUCACGCAAACUUAAGAUUUAGUCACCGAGACCAAAAUCAUUGUCAAACCAAAUAACUAUUUUAGAAGCGGGCUCAGAUCGUUUAGGUGGAGGAAAAUAACGUAAAGUGAUUGUGAAACUAUUUACUAAGUAGCAUUACAGUGUAAGUGGUAUACAGGAAGAGUAGAAGUUCUUUGGAAGCUCUGGGACCGUUAUCGGUCUUGGUGCCUAGUAAGUUAAUAACUUCUGAAGAACUUGUAUUUUUCUGGUCAAUCUUCGUAGUAUUGUCAGUUUGUAAAUAGUUUCGAAUUUCAUAUCGUCAAUGACAUUAUACCAUUUACAUCCUUUCACCCAAAAUUUUUAUAACUUAAAAUUUUAGUUCGCAAAAUGGUGUUAUAAGGUUAUCGGAGUUCUUUUAUAUUGCAUGACAUUAUCUGCAGAAAA